Molecule: messenger RNA, 4458 nt
Organism: Oncorhynchus mykiss (rainbow trout)
Lineage: Eukaryota; Metazoa; Chordata; Actinopteri; Salmoniformes; Salmonidae
Source: RefSeq, a predicted model, not a curated record
CAGUCAGCUAACCAACACGAAUGCUAACCCAGUUAGCUAACAAUAAAAAUGGGUAGCUAGCUAGAACCCUAACGCUAGUUGUCAAACUAUAUAAGCUAGUUAUCCAGCUAUAUAGCAAAACGUGCUAAUCCAUGAGAGAUAGCCACAUUUCCUCGUUCCUACUUUAACUAUUGGUUUCUGUUUUGCUAACUAACAUUAGCUAGCCAACCAGACUCUGAAGUCAAUCUAGAAGUCGAGGGAGGCUGAAGUAUUUGAUAGCUGAUAUCUGGCUAGUUAUGUAAACGUACUCGAAAGGCUAGCUAACUAAACUAUCUAUCUCUGAAGCUCAUAGGGCUCAAUGUAAUGAAGCCAAUGUAUUUCAACUUUACCCAGUAUGCAAAUCAAGCCGAAUGGCAAAGAUAGCUGCAUUUGUGUUGAACUAACAAAGUUAGAUGGAUCAGUUAACUGUCAUAGUUGCUAGUUAUCAUGAAAUGUUGGUUUGGAUGGCAUUUUAUUUUUUGUUGUUGUGGUUAUUAACGUUAGGUAGCAUAUGCUACGACAUUAGUUAACAUUAACUUACCAGCUAACGUUAGCUACAAACUUGUUCAGCUAGCUAAUGAUGUCAAGUGUUUACUUAGUAGUUUAGGUAAACCAGUAACCAAUGCCAAAAAUGAACUAUUAUGGAAAUUAGCUAGCUUGCUAACAACUUGCAAGAUGCAAUCCGCUAGUCUUUGACCUCAAUUUGUCAGAACAAAGUGUUACAGGGAUGCCCAAGGAAAAAUAUGAUCCGCCCGACCCGAGGCGGAUGUACACGAUAAUGUCCACUGAGGAGGCAGCCAAUGGGAAGAAGUCAUACUGGGCUGAGCUCGAAAUCAGUGGUAAAGUGAGGAGUCUGAGCACCUCGUUAUGGACGUUGACUCACCUCACUGCUCUUCAUAUCGGCGAUAACUCCCUCUGUCGUAUCCCGCCUGAUAUCGGCAAACUUCAAAACCUGGUGUACCUGGACCUCUCAUCCAACCAGAUCAGGAGCCUGCCUGUCGAGCUUGGCGACAUUGUGUCUCUCAGGGAACUUAUUUUAAACAACAACCAGUUGAGGGUUCUACCUUUUGAGCUUGGAAAACUGUUUCAGUUACAAACACUGGGAUUAAAAGGAAACCCACUUGCACAAGAAAUAUUGAACCUUUACCAGGAGCAUGAUGGCACAAGGAAACUGCUCAACUACCUUCUGGGCAAUCUGUCAGGGAUUAAACGAGUCAGCUCAGAGCAGCCCCCACCCAGAUUAUGGAUUGUUCAGGCCGAGCCGGACCGGGCAAGAACAGCAGCCCUGUUCUCAGUGAUGUGCUACAACGUGCUGUGUGAUAAGUACGCCACUCGCCAGCUGUACAGCUACUGCCCCUCUUGGGCCCUCAACUGGGAGUUCAGGAAGAAGUCCAUCAUGCAGGAGAUCCUGAACUGCAGUGCUGACAUCAUCAGCCUACAGGAAGUGGAAACAGUUCAGUACUACAGCUAUUUCCUGCCAGAGCUGAAGGAGCAAGGUUACGAGGGCUUCUUUAGCCCUAAGUCCCGUGCCAGGACCAUGUCAGAGUGCGACCGCAAGCAUGUGGACGGCUGCGCAAUAUUUUACAGAACCGAAAAAUUCAGUCUGGUACAGAAACACACGGUGGAAUUCAACCAGCUGGCCAUGGCCAACUCUGAGGGCUCUGAGGCCAUGCUCAACAGAGUCAUGACUAAGGACAACAUUGGUGUGGCUGCACUUCUAGAGGUGCGCAAGGAGAUGAUGGAGCAGUCUGCGGGGAAGUCUCUGCACGGCAUGGAGAAACAGCUCCUCCUGGUGGCCAAUGCCCACAUGCACUGGGACCCGGCGUACUCAGACGUCAAGGUGGUCCAGACCGUCAUGUUCAUGUCUGAGGUGAAGAACAUCGUAGACAAGGCCACACGCAGCCUCAAGCUCUCCUCCAUCUCCGGGGAGACCAACGCCGUCCCACUCGUCCUGUGUGCUGACCUCAACUCACUGCCUGACUCUGGUGUGGUGGAGUUCCUGAGCUCGGGUGGAGUGGACAGCACCCACAAAGACUUUCAGGAGCUGCGCUACAUCGACAGCUUGACGAACUUCAACUGCAACGGAAAGAAGGACACGUCCAACGGCAGGAUCACCCACGACUUCAAGCUGAAGAGUGUCUAUGAAAACGGCCUGAUGCCUUACACCAACUAUACUUUCGACUUCAAGGGCAUCAUUGACUACAUCUUCUACUCUCAGCCUACGCUCAAUGUGUUGGGGGUUCUGGGUCCUCUGGAUCCUCACUGGCUCCAUGAGAACAAUAUCAGCGGCUGUCCCCACCCCCACAUCCCCUCCGAUCACUUCUCCCUGUUUGCACAACUGGAGCUGCUCUUUCCCAGCCCGUCGUCAGUCAACGGAAUCCACCUGCCAGGGCGCAGGUAGUUGUCAGAGCCACGAGGGAGCUGAUGCUCUAAUCUUGUUCUAUUUUUCCUGCAAGGUGGAUUAAGAAUAUUCUGGAUAAAUCUAUGUAGAAUCAGAGAGGGGGGGGGUGUGCGGCCAUCAUUCCCCCCAAGGAUUUUAACGGAAGCACAAGCUCACGGCAAGUUUUACCUCCUUUCCUGGACACAAUUUGAUGUUGUAUUUUUUUCCGCGCCAUAUCACACUUUGCAGUCCUUGGUGUUAUACAGUUUUUACAUCACCUAUAGAUAAGUUGUUGAAUUAUUGUGUGGCAAAUAGUCAAAUCUACAAGUGAGAUAUUUUGAUAGGGAAGGAGUCGUGUCACCACACUCCAGCCCGAGCGAACAGGUACAUCUCAAGUUGCCACCGAUCAACGAGAUAAACCCACGAGGCCGAUAUACCUGUUUUUAACCAGAGUCUGUCUCCGCCUCUACGACUCCAAAUCCAUUCCCAUGCAUUGCUGUAUCUUGCCAUAAAGGUGUGUUGAACAGUGUAGCAGGUUUGGAGGUGCUGGAGAGAGCAGGCCAAACGUUGUUUUUCCACUCGCUGAUGCGGAGACCACCUCUCCGGGUGCUAAAAGCCUGUCCUCUAACUCAGUGGCUCCAUUUUAUACUGAGUGGGCAAUAGCUCUGUGCAGCUAAGGCACAACAGCAUUUCAAACCCCUGAAAUACUGCUGUAAAAUGUAUAUUACAAGUGGAAUGGUGUCGUAACAGUGAUGAUACAUGUACACAUUCCGGCUUGUAGCGUAUCGAGACACACAGGAUUAACACCUCACUCCUGCUCUGUUUUUAUAGCCUAAUAUGAACAGAGCAAAAUUAAGGGACCACCUUUUUUAAUAUUUCAAAUCAUUUUGAACUUUUAAUCACACAUUAUGUGCCAUACAGAGCCAUCAUUUGAAUCUAGCGUCAGAUAUUCAAAUAUUACGACAACAACCUGUCAUUCACUCAGUGACCAUUAGUGGUUCUUAGUGACGGGGCUUAGGGAUUUAGAAAAGGGAAAAUGGUCAGUCUGACUUGACAGCUUCCCAACAUGUUGUCCUAGGACAGAGAGCCCAUCUCUGACCGCAUAGCUGUGUAGCCAUUUGGAAUUGGUCAGGGGCCAAGUUGUGUUAAGUUGCAUUAUGGUUUAAAGCUGGGUGGACAGCCCCCUAAAACAUGCUCUAACAGACAGAGCUGUAGCAAAUGUCAAUUGUAAAGACAUCCACGCUCUAAACAGGGUUAUUCCUUUCCAUUACUAAUAGCUAUUUGUUUGAUACAGAAACUUGGACUCAACUUGAUUGUAUAUGAACUGCAGAAGUCAUAAUACGCUGCGUUAUUUUGUACCUGUAUGGCCAGUUUUUGCAAAAAUGAUUGUAUUGUACAUUUUAAGGCAAAAUUUGUCUCCAUUUUAAAGUUAAAGAAAUGUAAAAGUCCAGCUUGUACAAGCGUUUUUUUCUUUCAAGUUUCCGCUGUUGAAAUUUGCACUCAGCCAGGUUCCAUUUCCCCGAUGAACCACUUGUUUUUCUUUUUUCAAAUGUAUAUUGAAUGCAUUUCACAGAGGCAGGUUUAUUGCAUUGUUGCCACAUCUCUUUUGGCAUUUGGGGUAAAACCUGAAACCUUCAGCCUCACUGAUUCUGUUCUCAAAAUGGCACUGCCAGUGCUAUCAGUGAACACCUGAACUGUCUUCUAUUUCUCUCUGAAGUGUUUUAACAUUGUUAGUCGUUGGUUUAUUAGAUAUCAGACAUUAGUAGUUUUUUUUUUCCCUUGUCUUAGUUAUUGUUAUUUAGAGUUAUCGGGAUGUUUUUUUUUUUUAGCAGAUGACACUAUAAACCACUUGUCUCUAACAUAUUUAGGUCUGUUUUUAUCAUGUCCUCUUUAUUGUUUUUGGAGGAAACCGAUCAUGAAGAAGUCUUGUGUAAAAUGGUUCUAUCUGACUCCUCAACUCAGGCCAUUCUCUUUUUAAGUUUUGUUUCAUGUCAUGUUUUUUGUAUGUCUACUACUAGACCUACAGCGUUGAUGCAUUCUACUUCAAGUCCAUGUGUGAA